AUGGAUAUUCUGAAACAAGUACGAAGGACGAUUGUCGAAAGCUUUCAUGAAAUAUCGGUUCAUGGAUUUAUAUUCUUAGUGAAGCGUGGCAAUAACAUCUUAGAGCGAUUAAUCUGGUUGGUAUGCAUAAUUGUGGGUUUUUAUGGAAUUAUUGAAUUAGGAUCUGAUACAUGGCAUCGUUAUCAGACAUCACCCACUGUCAUAACAAUGGAUCGAUCAAAAUUUGCGUGGAAUACAUCAUUUCCUAGUCGUACGAUGAAUAAAAUGACUGUUUGUUCGGAUAAAAAAAUCGAUGAUGAUAAGCUUGAGGACUAUUUGAAAGCGAAUCCAUUAAAAUUUCCAACAGACGAUUCAAAGGAAAAUGCAAGAAAUUUCAUUAAAAAUCUAUCGUUGAUUUCGUAUGAGACAAUGAGUGACUUCCCAUUGGGAAUUGAAGGGAAUAUUAAACCUGAUGAAUAUUUAAAAUUAAUGAGUGAUUUGAAAUGGGAAUUUCAUCCUGAAAUAUCAUCCGGAACGUCGAAUAAAUUAAUAUUGCAGAGAAUAAUUACAGAACGUGGAAUUUGUGAUGCAGUCAAUACUAAAACUGCAUAUUACAAUUCCUAUGACUAUUGGAAAGACAAUAGAUGGGAUUUGGUGGAACCUAACAUCACUGUUGUUGUUCAUCCACUAGAAUUAAAACCAUCACAGCGAAAUUGCCGUUUGGAUAAUGAAAGCGAAGAGUUGUUGACAAGUGCAAUCUACAGCUUUAAUUUGUGUCGUAGCCAGUGUCGCUUUAAAAUGGCACUGAAAGAAUGCAAAUGUAUUCCAUGGUUCUACCGAUCCCUUGAUAAAAAUGGAAGGAGAUACCCGAUAUGCAGACCUGAAGGCAUGAGAUGUAUCGGCAAAAUGAAAGAUGAGAUUAUUACGCUGAAGUCCAGCAAGAAGAAAAUUGAAUGCGACUGUAUGGCCAAUUGCGACAACUCAAAUUUCUUUACGCAAUCAAUUAGGUCUCGUGUGUGGUUUUUGGGAGCUAAUCUACAAUGGGGAAUCAUUGACUAUCCGAAACUUCAACUCAAACGUGAACUUAUUUUUGGUCUGUCUGAUGUUUUGGGUAUGAAAAAUAUUAUCAUAAAUGCUAAUAUAUGUAAAUAUCCUUUAAUGUUUUGA
Molecule: messenger RNA, 1146 nt
Organism: Chironomus riparius
Lineage: Eukaryota; Metazoa; Arthropoda; Insecta; Diptera; Chironomidae
Source: the annotation of a GenBank genome assembly